AUGAGUAGCAACACAGUCUUGGUUGGCGCCGCGCCUUUUGGAGACAUCUGUGCGGAGAUUCCUAAACCCGAGUUGCACGACAUGCCGUCAUUCCCAAAGUUAAAGUUCCAGAUUCCCAAUGCUCCUAAAUUGUCAAAAUCUGAAGCACCAAAAGUUCCGGAGUUACCAAAGCCAGAAUUUCCUAAAGUUCCUGAAGUGCCCAAGCCUGAAUUACCCAAAGCUCCCAAGUUGCCAAAACCUGAAUUACCAAAAGUUCCUGAGUUACCAAAGCCAGAAUUGCCUAAAGUUCCCGAGUUACCUAAGCCAGAAUUGCCCAAGCCUGAAUUACCCAAAGCUCCCGAGUUGCCAAAACCUGAAUCACCAAAAGUUCCUGAGUUAUCAAAGUCAGAAUUGCCUAAAGUUCCUGAGGUGCCUAAGCCAGAAUUGCCCAAAGCUCCUGAAUUGCCAACAAUUCCUGAGGUACCAAAACCAGAAUUGCCCAAAGCGACUGAGUUGCCAAAACCUGAAUUACCAAAAGUUCCUGAGGUGCCUAAGCCAGAAUUGCCAAAAGCUCCUGAAUUACCAAAACCUCAAUUACCUAAAAUUCCCGAGUUAACAAAACCAGAAUUGCCUAAAGUUCCAGAGGUACCGAAACCAGAAUUGCCCAAAACUCCUGAGUUGCCAAAACCUGAAUUACCUAAAGUUCCUGAAUUGCCUAACAUGCCGAAACCCGAAGAACCCAAAGUUCCAGAGCUACCCAAACCAGAACUACCUAAGUUACCCAAUCUACCAAAGCCAGAAACACCUAAACAAGAAUUGCCUUAAGUUGCCUGAUUUGCCUACCGUGCUAAAACCUUGAAUCAUGGUACUAUGUUUUCCCUCGACAAUAAACAUAUGAUUUUUAGAUAUUCUUCUUAUAAGAGUGUGUUGAUUAGCAUAUUUAAAUUCAUUUCAUGUAUCACUUGUAGACCAGAUUAUUUAUAUAUGUUUGUUUUGAGUGAUUUUAUUGUUAUCAUCUAUAUAUUAUACUUGUAUACUUUCUAAAUAAAUUUAUAGUUAUACACAAAGUUUGAUUUUUUUUUUA
This is a messenger RNA of Gossypium raimondii (Peruvian cotton), 1063 nucleotides long. Its product is annotated as protein PELPK1. Bases 1 to 804 code for a protein of 267 amino acids. NCBI's taxonomy places the organism in Eukaryota, Viridiplantae, Streptophyta, Magnoliopsida, Malvales, Malvaceae. The transcript has 2 exons. The record is from RefSeq and is a predicted model, not a curated record.